AGUGCAAGUAGCUCAUACUUGUGCAGUACUGUGGAUUCAUGUCAUUUGAAUUUAAACCCGUUAACGUGCCUCUUUUUUUAUUUUGAAAUCGAUCGGGCUUAAACGGAUGUGCGUUAUUGACAUUACUUGAUGUGAGGUUAUAAAAGCCCGCCUCUUCUCUCCGUUGCUCCCUUGCGGUCAAAGGAAGCCACUGCAGCGUCUACUGGACCGAAAACACCAACAAAGUGAAACCAGCUGCUGUUGUGCAACAUUCGACGCCAUCUCGUGGUAAAAUCAAGGCGAGACCCAUGACAAUAUAAUUGUCAUUAGACUUUCCUUUUCUUAGCAUUUUCUUUCACUAACCACCAUUUUCAAAGUUUUUACUUUGCACUACAACUACAACAAAUCCCACGCUGGUAUUACACAAAUGAGUGCAGUUUAUGUAUACAUCGUUCUAUUUUUGAAUUUUGGAUUAUAGGUGGAUUUGUGUUUAGCGGAAUUUUCAUUGUGCUCCGCAGUAAUACGCUAUAAUAAAUUUAAAAAAAUUGGCAUCUCCAUUAGACCCAAAGUCGACGCCUCUUGGGUCUCUAGAGCAGUGGACACAUUUAAAGUUACAGGGGAUUUUGGGGUUUUGCCAGGACUCCUGCUUCCAGAUUCCUGGAGGUAUGACUCACUUAAGUGAAUCAGACUGCUUUGUGCCCACUCGGGACUAUGGUCUAUUCUAGUAGACUGCCACGCAAAUAUGCGUGCGUGAGUGUGUGUGUGUGUGUGUGUGUGUGUGUGUGUUUCAAGGGGUUUAGGGUUACACCGCCGACCCACACGACAGGAUAACUUUGGAUGAAGUGUAAAGACUCGCUGAAGAAUACUAAAGUAAACCUUGGGAGAAAACCCAUUGCGUGAGUGCUGAGUGCUCUAAUAAGGAAAUGGACUACGGGGGAGGCCCGCAGGGUGUGCCUCCGUGAAUGUGCGCGCGGCAGAGAAGAAGGAGGUCUUCAGGGCGAACCAGCACAGUGUCCCCACCCUUCUGCCCAACCCACAUCCCCCGCAAACAGCCGUCCCCCGACUCCACACACACACACACACACACACGCCGAUCCGAAUAAUACCGCAGCGACACGCCAGGACUCUUCUGCGGGAAUCUACCCGAGGACUCACGACCCUGCUGCUUCAAACCAGAAGAACCAGCCGCACGGACACUUCCACUGUCUGUCUGCGUGUGCGCGCGUUUUUGCGUCUCCACAUCGGUCGAAGUGCGGUCGUCUUUUGCGUCUCGGCUCCACGAUGUAUCAAGCCGCGAGGAAGCUGUUUUUCACGGACUGCCGGUGCGCCGACGAUGCGUCGAAGGCGUACGACGAUCUGUUCCGGAAGCUGGACACCAACGCCGACGGGAAAGUGGACGUGUCGGAGCUGAAGGCGGGCCUGGCCGCGCUGGGCAUCAAGACUGGGAACGGAGCAGCUCAGAAAAUCAUUUCCUCCGGAGACAAAGACAACGACGAAGGGCUCGACUUCGACGAGUUCUCAAAGUAUCUAAAGGAACAUGAAAAGAAGUUACUGCUUACCUUCAAGAGCUUGGAUAAAAACAACGAUGGUUGUGUAGACUUUCUGGAGAUAAAGCAGUCACUUGCCGAUUUGGGACUGAAGAUCAGCCAGGAGGAGGCGCAGAAGAUCCUUCAAAGUAUCGAUGUGGAUGGCACCAUGACUUUAGACUGGAAUGAAUGGAGGGAGCAUUUCCUCUUCAACCCGGCCACCAACCUGCAGGAGAUUAUCCGCUAUUGGAAGCACUCCACGGUGCUGGACAUUGGGGACAGCCUGUCCAUCCCAGAUGAGUUCACGGAGGAGGAGAAGACAACCGGCAUGUGGUGGAAGCAGCUGUCAGCGGGGGCCAUGGCUGGCGCCGUGUCCCGCACAGGAACAGCCCCUCUGGACAGGAUGAAGGUUUUCAUGCAGGUGCAUUCCUCCAAGACCAAUAAAAUCAGUCUGGUCAGUGGUUUUAAGCAGAUGUUAAAAGAAGGAGGACUGAUGUCUCUAUGGAGAGGAAAUGGUAUCAACGUACUGAAGAUUGCCCCGGAGACAGCCAUCAAAUUCAUGGCCUAUGAGCAGUUCAAGAAGCUGCUGUCCAGUGAACCCGGGAAGGUGCAGACCCACGAGAGGUUCAUGGCUGGAUCGCUGGCUGGAGCCACGGCACAAACGGCCAUCUACCCCAUGGAGGUGAUGAAAACCCGUCUGACGCUGAGGAAGACCGGACAGUACUCAGGAAUGUUUGACUGUGCCAAGCAAAUCUUGAAGAAGGAGGGAGUGAAGGCCUUUUACAAAGGCUAUGUUCCCAAUCUUCUAGGCAUCAUCCCCUAUGCUGGCAUAGAUCUGGCGGUUUACGAGAGCUUGAAGAACCUCUGGCUGUCGCGCUACUCUAAAGACUCAGCCAACCCGGGCAUCUUGGUGCUGCUCGGCUGUGGGACUCUCUCCAGCACGUGUGGCCAGCUGAUGAGCUACCCGCUGGCUCUGAUCCGCACCAGGAUGCAGGCACAAGCUUCUCUUGAGGGCUCGGAGCAGCUGCCCAUGAAUCUGAUGGUGAAGAAGAUUCUGAAAAAGGAAGGCUUCUUUGGACUUUACCGCGGCAUCCUGCCCAAUUUCAUGAAGGUCAUACCGGCUGUCAGCAUCAGCUACGUGGUGUAUGAGAACAUGAAGGAUAGCUUGGGUAUUCAAAAGUAAGCAACAGAGGCCUCUGUUACUGUCUUUGAGCAGAUUUGUUCAUUUCAAAAUAAGAGCUUCUUUAUUUGUGGGUCAUGACCUCAACGUACUGCAGAUGGAGUCACUGCAGAAAUUUGAGUUAACUGUUGAGCCAUUACUUUAAAAAAGAGACAGAAAAUUCUUCAGAGGGCUUAUAAGGAUUUAUGAGAUUUGGGUGUUGCACGCACUAUUUGAAGUCCACUGCAAUCUUGUGGCCCAGUAUGGAUCAACAGUAUCAGUUUUAUCAACCAAAGAGCAGAAUGUCAAGUACCUGAAAACCAAAGAAAACUCUUACAGGUUUUAUUUGUAUUGUGAAACAUUUUUUGCCAAGUUUACUGCUAUUGAUUUGGGUUAAAAUGGUGGACGUUUUUGUAUCAGUCAUUUAAAAGCAAUUUCUUUUAAGCUACAUUAAAACUUGUUUUGCUAUCUUUACAAUGUAAAUGUAAAAUCUUCCAUUUAUUUACAAGCCCUUUCAGUUUUUUUUCAUAGCAAACCUUUCAAGUGCAAUAAUGUACGGACACUUUGGUGGUUGAAAUUCUGGUAUGUUUGAAUCCACUACCUAUGAGGAGAUACCUGUACCCAUAGGUAAUGGAUUCGUUCCAAGUCUGGUGAAUGGGAGUAAUGUGCCUUGUGUGAUUUUUCAUCGACAUCCAUGGACUUCACACUCUGUUUGCCUUUCUAUCCAAUGUUUGGUUCCCUGGAUGGUGUUUACGGUAAUAAAACCAUUUUAAUACACUAUGUCUUAGUGCAUUUGUUUUCAGCCUACUGUGAUUGAAAUAGGUUUGAAUUUGACUAAAUACUUUUGAUGUCUGUCAUUAAUGUUUGGCACAAUCUACUGAGGAAAGUAAUGUGUCAGUUGAGACCUCCAGAACCUGUUGGGUCAGAAAACUAGUACAAACCCAAAUGUAUUACAAACAGACUACAGGCCUUCACUCGAAGCCUUGAGUGGUGUGCAAUGCCACAUUGUGCAUUUGACCCCUGAGGCCUUAAGCAGAGAUUACUCUACUUAAGAGGUUUUGUAAUACCCUUUUUCUCAGUAAUGUCAGUACUCCAGACUUCAGCUGUCUGAUCCUGGCCAUGUCAAAGGACAGAGUGGCUCUGCCAAUUUGUAAAAUCAAUCUGAACAUUCAGGUGUCUCUUAGUGAUUUGACUCACUAACAAAAAAGUGAUUUAGAAUCAUUUUAAAGACCACAGACAUACAAACCUCUACACAGAGGUCUUCAAAGUAAACCCCUGAUGAGGAAACAUGCUUUAUAGCCUUCUGAUAAUGGGAUU
Messenger RNA from Pungitius pungitius (ninespine stickleback), 3981 nucleotides. RefSeq names its product mitochondrial adenyl nucleotide antiporter SLC25A24-like. Bases 1261 to 2688 code for a protein of 475 amino acids. The record is from RefSeq and is a predicted model, not a curated record. Gene Ontology annotation, molecular function: ATP transmembrane transporter activity; calcium ion binding. The transcript has 10 exons. Gene Ontology annotation, cellular component: mitochondrial inner membrane. Lineage: Eukaryota; Metazoa; Chordata; Actinopteri; Perciformes; Gasterosteidae. Gene Ontology annotation, biological process: ATP transport; transmembrane transport; ADP transport.